This is a messenger RNA of Salvia splendens (bonfire salvia), 1740 nucleotides long. RefSeq lists its product as uncharacterized. Bases 1 to 1740 code for a protein of 579 amino acids. The record is from RefSeq and is a predicted model, not a curated record. The transcript has a single exon. Lineage: Eukaryota; Viridiplantae; Streptophyta; Magnoliopsida; Lamiales; Lamiaceae.
AUGGCUCUCGCGGCCCCGACCAUGACCCCGACAAGCUCCGAACGGCCCAACGCCACCUUGGGGACCCCUUGGGACAAAUUUACCCCAAUGAAUGUAGAUGGUUUGGCCGUAGGACCUCAAGGGGAUGGCUCAAGUGGAAACCACCCCCCCAACGAGAUCAUUAGGCCGAUGAAUCACACUCAAGGGCGAGAAAGCGGGGCGGCCGAGAAGGUACCCAUCAAGCUGAUUUCCAUGGCCGACAUGGUUCGAGGGUCCCCGAACAGCGAAGGUCUGCAAGCCUUCCUCCCAGAGAACAUCCAAAACAUUAGGGUUGCCACCACAUCUAACGGCAUCCCGGCCAUCUACUUCUCCGGGGCGGAGAUUCAAAAGUUGGCUACAAACCUAGGUCACGCCAUCGUCGGUAAGUUCUCCCACUCAAUUCCGUCAUCACAUCAAAUUCAAAAGGCCUUGGAUAACAUUAAAUUCAGUCGGGGUUUCACUUGGAAAUUUAUUAAUGCAAAACAUGUUUUUGUGCAAUUUGAGGAUAUGGAGGACUAUGCACGGCUCCUUAGUGGCCCUAAAGGUACUCCGGUGUGGUUCAUCGACCGACAUCCGAUGAGAGUCUUUAAAUGGACACCCGAUUUUGAUGCGUAUUGUGAAUCCCCAAUCGCGGCGAUUUGGUGCAAUUUAAUUGGCCUCCCAAUUCAUCUCUUUGAUCAAUCGGCCCUUUUUGCCAUCGGAAAGCUCCUAGGGACACCUAUUCAAGUGGAUCGUGCCACGGCCAACAAGUCACGACUUUCGUUCGCCCGCAUUUGUGUUGAGAUCGACAUCACCAAACCACCCCCCGAAGAGAUCAUCUUAGAUAUUUGUGGCCGAGAAAUGGUUCAACAAGUGAAAUGGGACAAGAUCCCAUCCUAUUGCCGGGAAUGCAAACACGUGGGCCACAAAAGCGACCUGUGCUAUGCGGCGGGUAGAGGGGAACGGCCCCUCAAACGUAACUUCAACGUAGCCCCUCCGAAACAGCCACAACAAGGGGACCAUCAAGCCGGGAAAGUAAGUGAGGGUGCAAGGCAUGAUGGGAACUCGGAAUGGAUACAACACGGGAAGAACAAGACAAAGGUACACCAACAACGGCUUAACCCGAAGGCAAAUGCGCACAAUGGCCUGAAUUGGUCGGGGCCGGACAUCAUGGGGGAAAUGCAAAAUGAAGGGGGCAUGGAGCUAGUCAUCCACCCCAUUGAGGAGGAUCAUAGCGCUCAUCAUUGCGCUAAACACACUAGAGAUCCGAUUGCUAUUCCCUCCUCUUCCGGAGGCGGCCGAGGAGGCUCACCGAAGGGAGCGAAUAAGGGAAGGUACCUUGCGCCCUCGGCAUCGGGUACUCGAGAGAAAUCGAAAGGCUCUUUCCUCCCUUUUAAUCUCGAUCGGGCUGAGUCACAAACGGUGGAAAACCACAUGAGUACCAAUCGGUACUACUCCCUCAUGGCUCGGGAAAACUUCGUGGAAAAUGAGCUUGAGGACAUGGGUGUGUGGGAAGCAUACAAUCCCCCCAACGGGGAUGAGUUCGAGGAUUGCGAUACCAUUGAGGUGGAGCGGACGCCGAGCAAAAAUGCCAUUGAGGUGGAGUGGACGCCGAGCAAAAAUGCCGAGGAUACCACCAUGUCAAUCACGGAGGGUGAUACAUGCUACCCUCCGCAAGACCAUCAACUUACCAAAUUCCAAGGAGGGCUUUCACACCCGCCGGGUACGAACCUCCACUGUUAA